Molecule: messenger RNA, 1554 nt
Organism: Colletotrichum aenigma
Lineage: Eukaryota; Fungi; Ascomycota; Sordariomycetes; Glomerellales; Glomerellaceae
Gene: HET-E1-7
Product: Vegetative incompatibility protein HET-E-1
Exons: 5
Coding region: 1-1554 (517 amino acids)
Source: RefSeq, a predicted model, not a curated record
AUGAGCUUCGGUUUUGGAGUCGGCGAUUUUAUCGCCGUGCUGGACAAGGCGAAGUUGUAUCGCGAGCGCUUCGCCGAUGCCCCGGACAACUUUGAUUCUCUCGGUCGCGAGAUUGCUUCCCUUACGUCGAUACUCGAAUACAUUGGCCGUGUCGAAGAACAACUCACCGAGAACGAAAAAGAGGCCUUGGCCGCACCCAUCAAAGAAUCCACAAAGCUUCUGGGCGAGCUGAAGAACGUUUACGACGACAACACGAGCUUAGAGAAGCAUGAGGGCAUGAGCACGUUGUCCAAGCUGAAACCUCGGGCUGUCUGGAGACGCCUGAGGAUGAAGCCCGAAGACGUUCAGAAGCUACGACAGCGGAUCACCAUGAAUGUCCAUUUCCUCAGUGCCAUCAAAGGUUUUAGGGACAGCGAGGCCAUACAUACUACGAAACAGGCCGUUACUUCGAUAUACGAUGAACAGACAAGUCGCCGAGAAAGAGAGAUAUUGGACUGGUUGACAGCCACCGACUAUGCGCCGCAGCAGCGAGACCACCUUUCUAGGCGAUAUAGCGGCACCAACCAGUGGCUCCUGGAUUCCGACGAGUACAAGUCAUGGGUUUCACGCCAGAACCAGACCCUAAUAUGUCCUGGAAUGCCGGGAGCAGGAAAGACCAUCAUGGCUUCUGUUGUGGUGGAUGACUUAUUUCAUCGGUACCAGGACAGCUCUGACGUGGGUAUAGCCUACAUUUACUGCAACUUCAAAGAUCAAGAGAGACAAAACCACUACGACAUGCUAUCCAGCAUCGCGAAGCAACUUGCACAAUGUCGCUCUCCAAUUCCAAGCAGCCUUGAAGAACUUUACAAUAUGCAUCAAAGAAAGAAGACUUCCAGGACUCUAGAGGAAACUACUAGCGUGCUUCAGGCCAUUGCUUCGUCCUAUCGCCGCGUCUUCAUAGUCAUUGACGCUUUGGACGAGUGUGAAUCCAAGAGUCGACAAGCACUCAUGACGGAAGUCUCUCGGCUACGAAAGCGACACCCGACAAAUGUGCUGGCAACAGCUAGAGAGAUCCCCGAGAUCAUUGAAUCAUUUAACUUAAAGUGUGCAAGCACCUUACGGAUUCAAGCUAGCGACGUUGAUGUAUCACGGUACAUCUCGAGUCGCAUACCGGACAUGCUAAGUUUUGUGCAGAGGCGCCCCGGAAUCCAAGAAGAAAUACGGGAGGGCGUUUUAUGCAGAAUCAACGGAAUGUUUCUUCUCGCCAAGUUGCUCAUUGACUCGUUGUCCUGCAAGAUAACCCUCCAAGCCGUACGAAAAGCUCUGGCUGCUGCAUCUGCCGAAGACGACACAUACGCAUAUUUCUACGAUGAGGCCCUGGAAAGAAUACGCGUGCAACCACCCGAACAUGUGCAGCUUGCACACCAGGCUCUCUCUUGGAUCGCAUUCGCCAAGCGCCCGUUGGAGAUGCAUGAACUCCAGCAUGCUCUAGCAGUGGAGGAAGACGAGCCGGAUAUAGAGGAAGACAAUAUCCCUUCCGCUGAUAUUAUCAUUUCCGCAUGUGCAGUUUUUUAA